Messenger RNA from Rhineura floridana, 3076 nucleotides. RefSeq names its product CWF19 like cell cycle control factor 1 (gene CWF19L1). Gene Ontology annotation, molecular function: RNA lariat debranching enzyme activator activity. The coding region runs from base 348 to 1964 and encodes 538 amino acids. The transcript has 14 exons. Gene Ontology annotation, biological process: mRNA splicing, via spliceosome. Lineage: Eukaryota; Metazoa; Chordata; Lepidosauria; Squamata; Rhineuridae. The record is from RefSeq and is a predicted model, not a curated record. Gene Ontology annotation, cellular component: post-mRNA release spliceosomal complex.
AGGCCGCCGCGGGCGCACCACGCUGCCCCCGAGGCAGCCGCUGCCGGGGCCCCCCGCAGGGCCGUCGCCGCCGCCGCCUCCUCCUCCUUCUCCGGGCAUCAUCGCCGCUGCUGCUCCUCCUGCCCCCUCCUCCGGCCUCUUCCCUCCGGCCACACCCUCAUCCGGAGCGGCGGGAAGGCGGGCCUCGGCCUCCCAGCCGGCCUCCCUUCCAGGGCAGCGGGGCCUCCUGAGGCGGCAGCGGAUGAGGCGGACCCGCCCGGCGGAGGGACUUUCCGGGAGCACCGCCAGGAACAGCGCCGGAAGUCCCUCCCCUCUCCCAGCUCCGCUUCCGCCUGCCUGGAGGAAAGAUGGCGCCGGGGAAACCUCUGCGCGUGUUGGCCUGCGGGGACGUGGAAGGAAAGCUCGGAACCUUGUACAGCAGAGUCCAAGCUGUCCAGAAGAAAAGCGGCCAGUUUGACCUCCUCUUGUGUGUGGGGGAAUUCUUUGGGUCUGCUCAAAACCCAGAAUGGGAGGAAUACCAGACAGGAGCAAAGAAAGCUCCUAUACAGACAUAUGUGUUGGGUGCCAACAACAGCGAAACAGCACGACGCUUUCCAGAUGCCAGUGGAUGCGAACUAGCUGAGAACAUCACUUAUUUGGGACGCAAAGGAGUCUUCAGCGGAGCCUCCGGGCUGCAGAUUGCCUACUUCAGUGGGACUGAGUCCACAGUGGAGCCGGCUCCAGCACACUGCUUUGGUGCCAAGGAUGUGGCUGAUCUCAAAACCUCUUUGCUGUCCGCAUCUCAGUUCAAAGGCAUAGACAUCUUGCUGACGUCUCCUUGGCCUAAGGGAGUAGAGGCCUUUGGAAAUAGCCCUGGAGGAACUGACACUAAGAAAUGUGGCUCAGGCCUCGUCUCUUUCCUAGCUGCAAGUCUAAAGCCAAGAUACCAUUUUGCUGGCCUGCAAAAGAUCUAUUAUGAGCGGCUUCCUUAUAGAAACCACACUGUUCUCCAGGAAACAGCACAGCAUGUCAGCAGAUUCAUCGCCCUGGCCAAUGUUGGCAAUGCAGACAAGAGGAAGUACCUCUAUGCGUUCAGCAUCCUUCCAAUGAGCUCCAUGGAUCCUGCGGAGCUGGUCAGACAGCCACAAGACGUCACUGAGAACCCGUACCGAAGGCCUGGGGACGGGGACCGUUGCGCUCUUCUGCUGCCGGAUGCAAAGGAGGAACCAGCCUGCCAGUUUUUCUUUGAUUUAAGCAGCAAGCCGAGAGGAAGGAAGCGGCACACAGAAGGGGGGGAGGGGAGGUGGCCCAAACGUCCACCUUGCAAGCCCCCCCUGCCGACAGCCGCCUGCUGGUUUUGCCUUGCUAGCCCGGACGUCGAGAAGCAUUUGGUGGUGAGCAUUGGCACCCAUUGCUACCUUGCCCUGGCCAAAGGGGGCUUGACCCCUGACCACAUCCUCAUUUUGCCCAUCGGACACUGUCAGUCGAUGGUUGAACUUGCUCCAGAUGUGGUGGAAGAAGCAGAGCAGUACAAGUCUGCCCUGAAAACGUACUUCAGGACCAAAGGGAAGAGAUGUGUGGCAUUUGAAAGGAAUUACAGGAGUCAGCACCUCCAGCUCCAGGUAGUUCCUGUACCCCAGAACUGCUGCACCACGGAAGACAUUAAGGAGGCCUUCAUAGUCCAGGCAGAGGAGCACCAGAUCGAGUUGCUGGAGAUCCCAGAGCACUCAGCUCUCAAACAGAUAGUCCAGCCAGGGACACCUUAUUUUUAUGUUGAGCUGGAUACCGGAGAGAAGCUCUUCCAUCGCAUUGGGAAAAACUUUCCUCUGCAGUUUGGAAGGGAGGUGCUGGCCAGCGAGGCCAUUCUGGGCAUGCCUGGCCGGGCGGACUGGAGGAGCUGCCUGGCAGGGCAGGAAGAGGAAGCUUCCGCGGCCCAAGACUUCCGCCAGGCCUUUGAGCCCUUUGACUUUGCCCAGGCGGACUAAGCGCCGGAAUGGGAGGGACCAGGCAGCCCGGGGUGGCUGGAUCAUGCCCUUGCUGUCCCUGUGAAGAGUCUCCCUCCCCUGUUGAGGCCUCUUGUGGGGACGUCACAGGAGCAUCCAGCGCCUUCUCUGGUGGCCACAUCAUGGAGGGAGGUUGCCUCCGUAGCCAGCCACGCCCAUCUACCCCUGUUGGCCUGUGGCUUCCGGGACAGAGAUGCUGCUGGGUGUUAGUUGUUGUCCAUUUGAGCAACCCACAAACAGGCUGCAUUUUGAAGGGAGGCACUUCGGACCCGCUGAAGUGGCGGGGCAGACUUGCCACACACAUUGAGCAGCACCCACAAGUUUCUGGGGGGACGGCACUCUGCCUCCUCUAGGGUGCUCAAGGGAAACCAGACAGGAAGUGGAUGAUAGGUCAGGCACGGAUGGAAACAUGAUCUGUCUCAUCGGUGGAGCACACACAAUCACACCCAGCUGUGGCUCAGAAGACGUUCCACAUUGUUUUUCAAACUGCAGGCCAAAUGCUGAUUCAGAGGGAAUAGUCUGGGGAGAGGUAUAUAGUUUUGAACAUUUAUUGGACUGUUGCGGUGCUGUAAAAAUGUGAGUUUUUUAAAAAAUAAAAAUGGAAAUGGACUGCCUUCAAGUCAAUCCUGGCUUAUGGUGACCCUGUGAAUAUGGUUUUCAUGGUAAGCGGUAUUCAGGGGUGUUUUUACCAUUGCCUCCCUCUGAGGCUGAGAGGCAGUGACUAGCCCAAGGUUGCCCAGUUAGCUUCAUGGCUGUGUGGGGAUUCGAACCCUGGUCUCCCAGGUCAUAGUCCAAUACCUUAACCAUUACACCACACUGGCUUCUUUCAAAUAAAAGGGUGGUUUUAUAUUUAGAUAAAUAGUUUGAGCUCCUUCCAGUUAGUCUGUCAUCUGGCUACUUGGAAGGACCUUCAUUUCAUACCCGCUGUAACACGUUACCCAGCAGAGGGGGGGGGUUGCCUGGUGCUUUGUAUCUAAGCAGCCUGACAUUGCCUCCCCUAAAGCUAGGAACAGGUGCCUUAUUUAACUCAGAUGUAUGUAUCUGCUUGUUUUUAAUUAAAUCCUCAAGUAAAGACCAGUAACCUCUCCAGGGCC